Corythoichthys intestinalis (scribbled pipefish) is the source of this 6858-nucleotide messenger RNA. It is a transcript of the gene dip2ca, whose product is annotated as disco-interacting protein 2 homolog Ca. The record is from RefSeq and is a predicted model, not a curated record. Lineage: Eukaryota; Metazoa; Chordata; Actinopteri; Syngnathiformes; Syngnathidae. The transcript is spliced from 37 exons. The coding region runs from base 296 to 5140 and encodes 1614 amino acids.
GGCAAGCAAAGCAAAGCGGCAGCAAAGCUCGGCGAGCGCAGCCGCCUCGUCCUCAUCCUCAUCCCCAUCCCCGCCGCGAGUAGCCCGACCAGCCCCGUCCGAGCGAGCACCCGCCGCGAGGGACCUCCUGCCUUUCCAGGUCGGCGGACGCCAUGGCGGACCCCCGCUAAGAGGCGACACUUUUCCCCCCUUCUUUCUUUGUUCUCCUCGCGGUCGUCGCGCGCGCCUUUCGCCGAGGAAGAAGCGACGAAGAGGAGUCAGCGAGGAGGCGGAGGCUGAAGGUGUUUUCAACGGAAUGGCGGACCGCGAGGCGUCGCCGAUACCGUUGGAGAUCCGAGCCCGCCUGGCGGAGCUGGAGCUGGAGCUGUCAGAGGGCGACAUCACUCAGAAGGGUUAUGAGAAGAAGAGGUCCAAGCUGAUCAGAGCGUUUGUUCCACAUGCCGGAGGGAUGGAAGGUCCCAUGUCCCACCGGGUUCCGCUGGGCCCGCCUUCUGCCGCCCGUUUCCACCGCCGGCGGACGUCGGGCACCAGAGACGAACGCUACCGGUCAGACGUACACACAGAAGCGGUCCAAGCCGUGCUAGCUCGCCACGUGGAGCGGAAAGUGGCGGUCCCCAUGCCGUCCAAACGUCGCUCCCUGGUGGUCCAAACCUCCAUGGACGCCUACACGCCGCCAGGCCUGUCGCCCCUGUGCUCAGACUCCUCUUCGGGCUCGGAGGAGGAGGCGGGCCCAUGUGAUGACAUGUCGGGCGCCGAGCACUGGAUGGGCCGCCCGUCCCAGCUUGGUCCGGCUCACCUGGGCUCAACGUCCUCCUCCUCCUCGUCAACGCAGAGCGGCGGAAGCGGCAACGCCGGGCGACUGGCCGACUCCCUCGCCCAUGCGCACAUCUCGCACUUGGCCCACUUGGCGCACAUGGGGCCGGCGCACCUUGUGCCGUCGCAUCACGGUAUCGGACACCUGUCUUUAAAGAGGAAAGGAGCGCUGAGCGUCGCUGAGAACGGCGGAUCUUUGCGGCGGUCGUGUGAGUUCGGCUCCGACAUGCUUUGGCCGCCACCGCUGGAGUCUGACGAAAACCACUCAGGCCCGCCGGACGUAACGGGCUAUUCGUCAGACUCGCCUCACUCCCACACGGAGCGGCAUCCCAUGUCCAACAUGGGUACUAUCGCCCGUAACACGCAAAAGUACGGAAACGCCGAGCGAAUGGAGACCGGCGAUGGCGUUCCGGUCAGCAGUCGCGUGUCGGCCAAGAUUCAGCAGCUCGUCAACACGCUCAAGCAACCUCGCCGGCCACCUCUACGAGAGUUUUUCGUCGAUGACUUUGACGAACUCUUGGAAGUCCAACAGCCGGACCCCAAUCAGCCACGUCCCGAGGGAGCGGAGAUGCUGCUGGUGCGAGGCGACGCCUUGGGCGUGGUCACCAACUGGCCGCCUUCGCUGGAGGCUGCCCUCCAACGCUGGGGAACCAUAUCCCCGAAAGCCCCCUGCCUCACAAGCCUGGACACGGCUGGCAAGCCCCUUUAUGUCCUCACCUACGGAAAGCUUUGGUCACGCAGUAUCAAACUGGCCUACAACAUUCUCCACAAACUGGGUAGCAAGCAGGAGCCCAUGGUGCGGCCUGGAGACAGGGUGGCCCUAGUAUUCCCCAACAAUGACCCCGUGGCCUUCGUGGUGGCGUUCUACGGCUGCCUGCUAGCCGAGGUGGUCCCGGUUCCCAUAGAGGUGCCUCUCAGCCGCAAGGACGCAGGAAGUCAGCAGAUUGGAUUCCUGUUGGGAAGCUGCGGCGUCACCGUGGCGCUAACCAGCGACGCCUGUCAUAAGGGGCUCCCCAAGAGCGCUACGGGGGAGAUCCCUCAGUUCAAAGGUUGGCCCAAGCUGCUGUGGUUCGUCACCGAAUCUAAGCACCUGUCCAAGCCGCCCAGAGAUUGGUUCCCUCACAUCAAAGACGCAAACAAUGAUACGGCUUACAUAGAGUAUAAAACCUGCAAGGAUGGCAGCGUGCUAGGCGUGACGGUGACUAGGAUUGCGCUGCUCACACAUUGCCAGGCCCUCACUCAGUCUUGUUGCUACACAGAGGCUGAGACCAUCGUCAACGUUUUGGACUUUAAGAAGGAUGUGGGCCUGUGGCACGGGAUCUUGACGAGUGUGAUGAACAUGAUGCACGUGAUCAGCGUGCCAUACUCGUUGAUGAAGGUCAACCCGCUCUCGUGGAUCCAAAAAGUCUGCCAGUACAAAGCCAAGGUGUCUUGUGUAAAGUCCAGAGACAUGCACUGGGCUCUGGUGGCCCACAAGGACCAGAAGGACAUCAAUUUGAGCUCCCUGAGAAUGCUGCUGGUGGCUGACGGGUCCAACCCUUGGUCCAUCUCGUCAUGCGACGCCUUCCUCAACGUCUUUCAGACCAAAGGCCUGCGAGCGGAGGUCAUCUGUCCUUGUGCCAGCUCGCCCGAGGCUUUGACGGUCGCCAUCAGGAGGCCGGUGGAGGACAGCAGUCAACCACCGGGUCGCGGCGUGCUAUCCAUGCAGGGUCUCAGCUACGGGGUGGUACGCGUGGACACGGAGGAACGUUUGUCUGUCUUAACCGUGCAGGAUGUCGGCACGGUAGCGCCAGGAGGCCUGGUGUGUGUGGUGAAGCCCGAAGGCGUCCCUCAGUUGUGUCAGACGGAUGAAAUCGGCGAGUUGUGCGUGUGCGCCGUCGCUACCGGCACGUCCUACUACGGACUCACCGGCAUGACCAAGAACACCUUUGAGGUGUAUCCAGUGAGCGGUAGCGGCGGACUGGUGAGCGAGUACGCCUUUGUGCGGACGGGCUUGUUGGGCUUCAUCGGACCCGGUGGUCUGGUCUUCAUCACGGGGAAGAUGGACGGACUCAUCAUGGUCAGCGGGCGGCGGCACAACGCCGAUGACAUUGUGGCUACAGCCUUGGCAGUCGAGCCGAUGAAGUUCGUCUACAGGGGAAGGAUAGCCGUGUUCUCCGUCACAGUCCUGAGGGACGAGAGGAUUGUGGUGGUGGCUGAGCAACGGCCCGACUCCACGGAGGAGGACAGCUUCCAGUGGAUGAGUCGGGUUCUGCAGGCCAUCGACAGCAUCCACGGCGUGGGCGUGUUCUGCUUAGCCCUGGUUCCGGCUAACACGCUCCCCAAGACCCCCUUGGGCGGCAUCCACUUGUCUGAAAUCAAACAGUUAUACCUGGAAGGGGGGCUGCACCCCUGCAAUGUCCUCAUGUGCCCCCACACUUGUGUCACCAACCUGCCCAAACCUCGCCAGAAGCAACCAGAGAUCGGCCCCGCCUCCGUGAUGGUGGGAAAUUUGGUGUCGGGGAAAAGGAUCGCUCAGGCUAGCGGGCGAGAUUUGGGACAGACUGACGACAACGACCAGUUCCUGUUCCUGUCAGAGGUUUUGCAAUGGCGAGCUCAGACCACGCCGGAUCACGUUCUCUACACGCUGCUCAGCUCACGGGGGGCAGUCUCCAGCUCCCUCACUUGUCUGCAACUUCACAAGCGUGCAGAACGUGUAGCAGCCUUACUAAUGGAACGAGGAGGUCUCCAGGAAGGAGACCACGUGGCUCUGGUCUACCCACCAGGUAUCGACCUAAUUGCCGCCUUCUACGGCUCGUUAUACGCCGGCUGCGUGCCCAUCACGGUGCGACCGCCGCACCCGCAGAACAUCUCCACAACACUGCCCACCGUCAAGAUGAUCGUGGAGGUCAGCCACUCGGCCUGCGUGAUGACCACGGCAGUCAUUUGCAAGCUUCUGCGCUCCAAAGAGGCCACGGCCACCGUGGACAUCAGAAACUGGCCCCCUGUCCUCGACACUGACGACCUGCCAAAGAAGAAACCUCCAGCAUUAUACAAACCCACCAACCCAGAUGGUUUGGCAUAUUUGGACUUCAGCGUGUCCACUACCGGCAUGCUAGCUGGUGUUCAGAUGUCCCAUAAUGCCGUGGGAGCGUUCUGUCGGUCGGUGAAGCUGCAGUGUGAAUUGUACCCAUCGAGAGAGGUGGCCAUUUGCUUGGAUCCGUACUGCGGACUAGGAUUUGUUCUCUGGUGUCUCUGCAGCGUCUACUCGGGCCACCAGUCCAUCCUUAUUCCACCGGUGGAGCUGGAGUCCAACCCGGCGUUGUGGCUACUGGCAGUCAGCCAGCUGAGGGUGCGAGACACGUUCUGCUCCUACAGCGUCAUGGAGCUCUGCACCAAAGGUCUCGGCUUGCAGACGGAAACCCUCAAGGCUCGCGGGCUAGAUUUGUCCCGGGUGCGGGCGUGUGUGGUUGUGGCUGAGGAGAGGCCCAGGAUGUCCCUCACGCUGUCGUUUUCCAAACUCUUCAAAGAUCUGGGAUUGCACCCGCGUUCGGUUAGCACCGCGUUUGGAUGCAGGGUCAACCUGGCCAUCUGCUUGCAGGGUACAUCAGGACCAGACCCCACCACGGUCUACGUGGACAUGAGGGCACUCCGCCAUGACAGGGUGCGUCUAGUGGAGAGAGGUUCUCCUCACAGUCUGCCUCUGAUGGAGUCUGGAAAGAUCCUGCCCGGCGUGCGAAUUAUUAUCGCCAACCCUGAGACCAAAGGCCCCCUGGGCGACUCGCACCUGGGAGAGAUUUGGGUGCACAGUGCCCACAACGGCAGCGGCUACUACAGCGGCUACGGCGAGGAGGUCCUGCAGUCGGACCACUUCAAUUCGCGCCUCAGCUUCGGGGACACGCAGACCGUCUGGGCCCGCACGGGAUACCUGGGGUUCCUCAGACGCACUGAGCUCACCGAUGCCAACGGAGAGAGACACGACGCUCUGUUCGUGGUGGGCGCCUUGGAGGAGGCUAUGGAGCUCCGGGGCAUGCGGUACCACCCCAUCGACAUCGAAACAUCGGUCAUCCGCGCUCACAAGAGCAUCAUGGAGUGCGCCGUGUUCCCCUGGACCAACCUUCUGGUGGUGGUGGUGGAACUAGAAGGCUCGGAGCAAGAGGCGCUGGACCUGGUUCCCAUGGUGACCAAGGCGGUGCUGGAAGAGCACUACCUGAUCGUGGGCGUGGUGGUGGUGACCGACAUCGGCGUCAUUCCUAUCAACUCUCGCGGCGAGAAGCAACGCAUGCACCUCCGCGACGGCUUCCUGCAGGACCAACUGGACCCCAUCUACGUGGCCUACAACAUGUAGCGUGUUUCGUGUGCGUGACCUUCGCCAGGGCGGCCUCGUGGGAAAAAAAAGCAGUGAGGAGUUUCUUGUAAAAAAUAUAAAUAUUGUACAUUGACAUAACAAUCUAUAUGGAGAGGAAACUAAAAGACCAAGGAGGUGUCUAGUAGCCCCUAUAUGCAGCCCUCUCCCCACCCCUAAAGAACCUAUGUAUGCUUGAGCGCGAAUGUGUGACAAAGGGACAUUUGCUGUGGCUUUGGUGGGAAUUUCAUCAAAGUAAGAGUGCAACAUUUCGGAAAAUAUCAAACUUGGAAACUUUCCUCGGGAACAAAAUAGGAUUUUAUACAUUUGAGGAUUAGGCCAGUGAGUUAAAACCUAGCGUAAAAAACGGAUUUCAUGCAAACUGUGAGCCAAAUUAUUUUUAUUUUUUAGUCACAAGCUUUGUCGUUAUUUGGCUUUUGUGUUGCGAUCAAUUACGGUACUGUCAUACCCUCGCAUGUGGGCGUGUUUUUUGUUCUCGCAUGGAUGUCGAAUGACAACCGAACAAAAUCCCAGCUAAGUUUCCAAUUUUGAAACAUUCCCCAUAAUUUCCCACCUUCAAUUCCCAUGGAAAUUUACUGAAAUGAUUUCGCCCCUUUACAAUUUUAGUCGUCAGGUGUUCCAGCGGAGAGGGGGGAAAAAAAGGACAAGCGCUUGGAGUUGCACAAGGGACACCCAUGACGAAGGUCAGGAAAUGAGAAAAUCAUGUUCCCGUCCUUUUUUUUUUUUUUUUUUUUUUUUGUGGUUUUCAAACUGCGGUCCCGGGACCAACGCGGGUACACGGCAUCCAUGAAAUCUUUUUAAAAAACAGUUUGAGAAGCACUAAUUUUCAUGCAAAACCUGUUACCAAGAAGCUAAAACUGUAGCAAUAGAAGACCCAAAGUUUUAUGUGGAAAGUCUUUACUAAUUGACGGCGAUAGGCGUCCAAUCCAUUUGAAGUGGGAGAACCGCCAGCGAAUGAACAUUCACAGCCUCCCAGUUCAAAUGGAUUGGACGUCUACUGACAAACUAAACAAAAACAACCACAAUUGAUUUAGCUUGCAUGACUUUUAAAAAGUGACAUUAAAAAUGUCGUACUGCAUCACAGAAAUCCUUUUUUCCCCGGUUUUAAAAUGAAGAUUUUAACUUUUUACGCUAACAUUAACUUGAAAUCACAUCGGCAGAGACUCAGUAAAAUCGUGCGGUUGCGUAUUUCACUACAAAACACUUUACUCCAUCGUAUGUGCACUAACUCAGAUGUUUUAUUCCCGUUCUAGAACAGAUGCAGAAGAAUAAAGAUGAAUAUUUAUUACAGAUAAACUUGAAUAUUGUCCGUCCAUCCCGAAAAGGUGGAGGUUUCGAUGUCGGUUAGCGCCAUUAGCAGUACGCCGCAGACUGUGAUGCAGAUUAUGUAGAAUAUUUUCAAUACAUAACAUACUCGAGUCUUUAUUUGAAGGAGGGGAGAAAGUCUUUAUGCAUAUCAGCUAGUUUAGCGGCCGUGCUUAGAAAAAGCGCGAUGAAGGACGUCCCAUCAGGUGUGUGUGCGUGUGUCUGUGUGCUAGCUCGCGUGUGUAUUGUAUGUAAAUAGUGUUGAUUUUGUACGGUACAAAUGUGUGUGACUUGUUUUGUACACAUGACUUCAAAAGACAAAAUGACACUUUUAUAAGAGUCUUCUAUUGGCUCACGUCACACUAUACAAGUGCAAUAAAGUGCUUCGAUUGGCU